Molecule: messenger RNA, 2124 nt
Organism: Tachysurus vachellii
Lineage: Eukaryota; Metazoa; Chordata; Actinopteri; Siluriformes; Bagridae
Exons: 1
Source: RefSeq, a predicted model, not a curated record
ACAAAUGAAACAUCAUCUCCGCCUUCAUCGACUACAGGGACAUCCACAUCUACAGCUACUACACAAACAUCAACUACAAAUGAAACAUCAUCUCCGCCUUCAUCGACUACAGAGGCAUCCACAUCUACAGCUACUACACAAACAUCAACUACAAAUGAAACAUCAUCUCCGCCUUCAUCGACUACAGAGACAUCCACAUCUACAGCUACUACACAAACAUCAACUACAAAUGAAACAUCAUCUCCGCCUUCAUCGACUACAGAGACAUCCACAUCUACAGCUACUACACAAACAUCAACUACAAAUGAAACAUCAUCUCCGCCUUCAUCGACUACAGAGGCAUCCACAUCUACAGCUACUACACAAACAUCAACUACAAAUGAAACAUCAUCUCCGCCUUCAUCGACUACAGGGACAUCCACAUCUACAGCUACUACACAAACAUCAACUACAAAUGAAACAUCAUCUCCACCUUCAUCGACUACAGAGGCAUCCACAUCUACAGCUACUACACAAACAUCAACUACAAAUGAAACAUCAUCUCCGCCUUCAUCGACUACAGAGGCAUCCACAUCUACAGCUACUACACAAACAUCAACUACAAAUGAAACAUCAUCUCCACCUUCAUCGACUACAGAGGCAUCCACAUCUACAGCUACUACACAAACAUCAACUACAAAUGAAACAUCAUCUCCGCCUUCAUCGACUACAGGGACAUCCACAUCUACAGCUACUACACAAACAUCAACUACAAAUGAAACAUCAUCACCUUCAUCGACUACAGGGACAUCCACAUCUACAGCUACUACACAAACAUCAACUACAAAUGAAACAUCAUCACCUUCAUCGACUACAGGGACAUCCACAUCUACAGCUACUACACAAACAACAACUACAAAUGAAACAUCAUCGCCUUCAUCGACUACAGAGACAUCCACAUCUACAGCUACUACACAAACAUCAACUACAAAUGAAACAUCAUCUCCGCCUUCAUCGACUACAGGGACAUCCACAUCUACAGCUACUACACAAACAUCAACUACAAAUGAAACAUCAUCUCCGCCUUCAUCGACUACAGGGACAUCCACAUCUACAGCUACUACACAAACAACAACUACAAAUGAAACAUCAUCUCCGCCUUCAUCGACUACAGAGACAUCCACAUCUACAGCUACUACACAAACAUCAACUACAAAUGAAACAUCAUCUCCGCCUUCAUCGACUACAGAGACAUCCACAUCUACAGCUACUACACAAACAUCAACUACAAAUGAAACAUCAUCUCCGCCUUCAUCGACUACAGAGACAUCCACAUCUACAGCUACUACACAAACAACAACUACAAAUGAAACAUCAUCUCCGCCUUCAUCGACUACAGGGACAUCCACAUCUACAGCUACUACACAAACAUCAACUACAAAUGAAACAUCAUCUCCGCCUUCAUCGACUACAGAGACAUCCACAUCUACAGCUACUACACAAACAUCAACUACAAAUGAAACAUCAUCUCCGCCUUCAUCGACUACAGAGACAUCCACAUCUACAGCUACUACACAAACAUCAACUACAAAUGAAACAUCAUCUCCGCCUUCAUCGACUACAGAGACAUCCACAUCUACAGCUACUACACAAACAUCAACUACAAAUGAAACAUCAUCACCUUCAUCGACUACAGAGACAUCCACAUCUACAGCUACUACACAAACAUCAACUACAAAUGAAACAUCAUCACCUUCAUCGACUACAGGGACAUCCACAUCUACAGCUACUACACAAACAUCAACUACAAAUGAAACAUCAUCACCUUCAUCGACUACAGGGACAUCCACAUCUACAGCUACUACACAAACAUCAACUACAAAUGAAACAUCAUCGCCUUCAUCGACUACAGGGACAUCCACAUCUACAGCUACUACACAAACAUCAACUACAAAUGAAACAUCAUCUCCGCCUUCAUCGACUACAGUGACAUCCACAUCUACAGCUACUACACAAACAUCAACUACAAAUGAAACAUCAUCUCCGCCUUCAUCGACUACAGUGACAUCCACAUCUACAGCUACUACACAAACAUCAACUACAAAUGAAACAUCAUCUCCGCCUUCAUCGACUACAGGGACAUCC